Messenger RNA from Xylona heveae TC161, 1876 nucleotides. RefSeq lists its product as hypothetical. The record is from RefSeq and is a predicted model, not a curated record. NCBI's taxonomy places the organism in Eukaryota, Fungi, Ascomycota, Xylonomycetes, Xylonales, Xylonaceae. Bases 399 to 1649 code for a protein of 416 amino acids. The transcript has a single exon.
AUUGACAGAUUUUUUAGGAUGAGAUUGAGGCUCCACCUAGACAAGAACCAUCUGAUUUGCGUGUGGGCUCCAAUCCUUCAAGAAGCGUUUUCUUCGAUAAAACGGAGAAACGCUGGGAUUUCUUUGAUAAUAUAGUCAAAAUCCGACUGGACCUGCUCGAGGAAUUCCCAGAUAUACUGGAUCAGCCAACCUCGUUUACAACGAUAGACUAUUGGCAGCGAAUUUGGGCCAUCGAAAAGCUCAACGUCUUGGCCCUGGCAAGGGCACAUGAGGCUCUGAACGAGCUGCAACAGCCGUCUCUAACACCGCCUCCAGCCAUUACUCCCGUAGCCCCGAUCUCCAACGAGGAGCUCGAUGCGCUACAAAUCUUGGCCAAUCUUUCUCAGGAACAGCCGAGAAUGGGUCUCACAAAUGGCCGCGAGGAAGCUACAGCGGUUACAGACAUUGAAUCGCAGCAACAGCAGCAUCCUCAUCCGCAUGUGCAACCAGCUUCUCCGCCCAAGCCAGUCAAGCCCGCGAGAAGUCGAACUGAACCUUCGCUGAAGCUUAUUCUGUCGUCACCGUCUCCGGAGCUUAAGGGUGGGGCUGACGAGAAAAGAAGUACCAGCAUUACUGUCCCAACUGUUGCCCCGGUUGCGGAGGGACCAGUGUCACCUACUAGAUCUCGCGACCAUCAUUUUGAAGCCGCCUCCCGCAAGCUUCAAGAUAUUGUCGCAUCUCCGGGGCCAGUCGAAAUGCGCCUUCCACCACCAACUAAUCUUCCUCACCAAGGGGCCCCAACCCUCCCACCGCCGGACCAGCUCCGAAAUGCGCCCAUUGAUCAUUUUGUUUCUCCAGUGAUUAGCGAAAACAGAUUGCCGAUAAGCAACGCCGAUACUCUGCCACGAAACCCUCGAAUGAUUGAGCCUAUUCGGCCGGCAAUGCAACCCAUCGCCUUGGCGCCUACCCCCAUCCCUCCCAUGGACUAUCGACAAUUUCCAGAUCCUUUCCUUGAUCGAAAUUUUUCUCCAGCUCAUGAUCGAAGCGCACAAGCAUUGUCGUAUGCUCCGCCCCCACUGAUGCCCCUUCCUCGGCCGCAGAUUUCACGUCCACGAGACAUUCAUCCGCCGCCCGGAUCAUACCAUCACGCGCCUUCUUUCCAACGCUACCCUACGGUGGAAGCUGCACCUCAUCCGCCUCCGCCACCACCUCCCCCACAUCAAUGGGCUUAUUGGGAUGACUCUGACCGACCUUUCUUUCGGGGACCGCCACCUCCCCCACUCCCCCUACCACCCCAGGAUUUUGUGUCGCCGGCAAAAGCGUCUUAUGCAUCUCCACUUUCCAUGCAGCCAGCAUACCCGGUCGGCGUUGUUGCUAAUGCUCCACCCUCAGCAUAUGUCUCGCAGCCGCCGCGGCCAAAGCGAGAGAGUCGCCCUAUUCUUCCAGCUGGGCGAGUUCAAGUCCCGCCGGCACCAGCUCCACGAGCACUAUCAUUUUCCCAUUACCAGCCACAUGUGCCUGGACGUACUGCUUCCCUACCCCCGCCCCCUCACGGCGAACUCCCUGGAGUCCGACCACCAACGUUCCGAGAACCGUUUGAUCAUCCACCGGGAUUAGCUGAAUUUCGACACCGUUUUGCGCCGGAGACAUCGGCCAAGCGGGAUCGCUAGUUACCCCAUAUUGUUCCGGAUGCCUGAUUGAGGUCGUUUUCGACUUACACCAAAUCGUCUUCCACUUUUAACCGUUUUCUCUUCAUCUAGCAUGGGCACUCAAUGCCUUGUCUAAUAUUUACUCGGGAGGGGGCGUCAGAUUAUUGACUGGUAUUCUUCACCGCAUCUUUAUUGCCGUUACCGCAUCUCUAGCUGGUUCGGCCGGCAUGGGGUCAUUGACGUCUCGG